AUGUGUGUUUUUCCUCCAGAAAUCGUCGACCUCAUAAUCGACUUUUGCGAUCCGCCUACGCAGAGCCUGGCGGCAAAGGUGUUUCCCUACAAGUUCAAGCGGCCAAUACAAGUGACCCCCGAUGUGAUCGAUCAACGGCUAGACGGCCUUCUUAUGCCCGCCGAUGUCAUCUCCAUUGACUGUUCUGAGACCCAACUCAGCCGCCACCGCCAGCGAGUGGCUCAGCUCGAGUUAUACUGCACCGAUAUCAAGGAUUUCGUGCUGUUUUAUGAUCGGAUCCACAGUUUACACGUAUUUGACGGACGCGUUACUCAGGCUCAAUUACAAAAAAUGAACCUUAAACUGCUCUUCAUCAAGCUGCUGAUGUGCGACAACUACGAUUUUUCAGCGCUCAAGGGCCUUCAAUCGUUGUCGAUCUGUAAUUAUGGCCUUGCCGGCGCCAUGUCGUUGGUACUUCCAGAAGGGUUGAGAACGCUCAAAUUGACGUCGUGCGAAGUGGAGAGCGUUACCUCACCGUCAAGUCUUCAUCGCGUGGUGUUUGAUGAUGUCGACGGAGGCAACGAACUUAUAUCAGGGGCAUUGUCUCAAGUCCACAGUUUGCAAUGGACAAAAUACCGCCCAGCGCUGACACCGGAAAAAGUCCGUAAACCAUGGGGUGUCGCUCAUCCCCGUCCCUGGUCAUCCCACGAUUUCCCCAUCGACGUGAUUUUGUCUCGUUCCAGUCUUCUGCAAACUACUGAGGAGCUCACUUUCUGUGGGUUGCGUUACUUCGAUACCUGGGCUAAAUUUCCAGCGUUAAAGAAAUUAGAGCUUUUGUUCCCCACCUUACACCCGAUACCCGUGCUCCCCAAGACCAUUGAAGCCCUUCAGAUCACUAAGGCUCGCAUCCCAGGGUCGCUUCUGUUUGUACCCGACCGAGUAAACCACUUGGUUCUCCUUAAUUGCCGCAUGCUGGGCCCGUUAGAGGUACACCACCCUCAACUCACUAAGCUUGUGAUCAACGGAUGUAAUGUCACCACCGCUGUCACCCUUGGACCGUUGCUUGAGCAGGCAGACUUGCUGUUUAACAACAUUAAUGAGGUGCACUCAAUGAAGCAAUGGCACCGGCUCCGCAAGCUCAAACUCAAUUAUAACGAGCUUGCCCGGUUAGUAGUGGAUGCCCCUGCGCUUGAAUCAGUCGACGUUUCUGAUAACCACAUGGAAAGUGUUGAAUUUGGUGACGGCGUGGCCAACUUGGCGGUGGAAGUAAUUAAUCGCCCCUACUUUCGUACUGCAUAG
This is a messenger RNA of Diutina rugosa, 1278 nucleotides long. RefSeq lists its product as uncharacterized. The coding region runs from base 1 to 1278 and encodes 425 amino acids. The record is from RefSeq and is a predicted model, not a curated record. NCBI's taxonomy places the organism in Eukaryota, Fungi, Ascomycota, Pichiomycetes, Serinales, Debaryomycetaceae. The transcript has a single exon.